This is a messenger RNA of Didymodactylos carnosus, 399 nucleotides long. The record is from the annotation of a GenBank genome assembly. NCBI's taxonomy places the organism in Eukaryota, Metazoa, Rotifera, Eurotatoria, Philodinida, Philodinidae.
AUGAACUUGGUAUCACUUGGUUUAGUAAAAAUUCCAAAAGAAAAUCGAGAAAACCUCACGCAAUACAUCACUAAUGAUUUCAUCGAUAUGUUUAAGCCAAGUCAAACAAUUCGAAUCGAUGGGGUCGACUUUAUGAUUAAGUUCACGUAUAGUAGUGACUAUAAAAUGGUCCAGCAGAUUAUGGGGUUAGCGGGUGUGAAAUCAAAUGACAAGUGUAAUUGGUGUAAAUGUAACACAAUAAAGCUUGACCCAGAAGAAUUCUUAGCUGAUGAGUCGUUAAGAAAUAAACGUCCUUCAGCUGAUGACCAUGCUCCAAAACAAUCGAAACGACGUAAACGAAUAUCAAAUCUUGAUACUGUGAUGCCAAAAUGGGAUCGAAAAACAAUAUUUAAACAGUGA